Molecule: messenger RNA, 8236 nt
Organism: Vollenhovia emeryi
Lineage: Eukaryota; Metazoa; Arthropoda; Insecta; Hymenoptera; Formicidae
Gene: BRWD3
Product: PH-interacting protein
Exons: 22
Coding region: 300-5705 (1801 amino acids)
Biological process (GO): regulation of transcription by RNA polymerase II; regulation of cell shape; cytoskeleton organization
Cellular component (GO): nucleus
Molecular function (GO): protein binding
Source: RefSeq, a predicted model, not a curated record
GCGGCCGGCCCCUCGACGGCGACGUCGCGCAGAUCUCCGGGUGACGCGGCGGCGGCGACCCGACGUACGCCGGGCGCCGCGCGGCGUCGCUACGCGCCUGCCCGAUGGAUGGCGCGGCGCUCCGCCAUUGGGGGACUACUUCGCGUCGGGUAGGCGAGCCUGCGCGCGUACGCGUCGCAGUCCACAGUCCGAGCUAUAGAAAAUGAACUCCGCUGUGGUUAUCGCGGCGCUACGAGCCGUAAGCCCGAUGCUCCCGUCGUCGUCCGUGAGUGAAUAGGAGAUCGAUCGGAACGGCCGGGAUGGAGGGCGGCACGUCCAGGAACGAGUUCAGGAUCGCACCAGAGCUGUGCUUCCUGAUCGUCAAGUUCCUCAAGGCGAGCAUCUGUCCGGAGGCGGCGACGGUGCUGAAGCGGGAAUUGGAGCGUACCGAGAUACUGCCGUCGCGGAUCGACUGGGAGGGCAACGUGCACGUUCAGACGUUCGAGGAGCUGGAGAAGAAGUAUCCCCACAUUGGGCCGAAUUAUUUGUUGCAAAUAUGUGCCAGAAUAGGGCCAGUGUUAGAGAAAGAAGUGCCGCCAUGCGUUCGUGGAGUGAUAUCUCUUCUGGGAGCAGGCAGGCAGUCCCUGCUGCGUACUCACGAAGAUCUUGCGUGUCACGCGCACAGCGUUGUCGCUUAUUCUGGAAGAUUCGGCGGAAAACCUUUCUUGGAACUGGCCGGUAGCCUGUCGGUGCCUAACAUAGUACGUGUACUUCAGGGACGCGAGAAUUCUGGCCCUUUGAGUCGGAGGCAGGCGAUACCGACAAAGUUCUACAGCAAAAUGAAGCUGUAUCGGCAUACGUUGGGUCACUUGUCCGCGGUAUAUUGUGUACUGUUUGAUCGCACCGGCAAAUACAUUAUAACCGGAGCCGAUGAUUUGCUCGUCAAGGUCUGGAGUUGCGUUGACGGGCGUUUGCUCGCCACUUUCCGCGGCGCGUCUGCAGAGAUUAUGGACAUUACGGUGAAUUUUGAUAAUACUCUGCUGGCAGCAGGCAGUUUGGAUCGAGUAAUACGGGUCUGGUGUUUUCAGUCGAUGUCACCUGUGGCAGUUUUAACCGCGCAUUCAGGCAUGAUUACGUCCAUCAAUUUUUGUCCAAUAGCGUGUAACGACGUUUACUAUUUAGUCUCUACAAGUACUGACGGAUCCGUAGCCUUUUGGUCUCAUACAAAGAAACCGAACGAGAGAGCGAUAUUUCAAACAAAGCCCAUCCAGUACCAUGAAAAAAUGAGGCCCGGCCAGGCGCAAAUGAUCUGUGCCUCCUUCAGCCCCGGGGGCGCAUUUGUGGCAGCCGGCUCCGCGGAUCAUAACGUGAGAGUUUACGCGAUGUUGGGUGACGAAGGACCUCGCAGAGUCCUCGAGAUUGAGGCGCAUUCCGACACAGUCGAUAGUAUUCAAUGGGCGCACAGUGGCUUAAAAUUCAUUUCCGGUUCUAAAGAUGGUACUGCGAACGUGUGGCAUUUCGAGCAACAGCAAUGGGUGCAUAAACAGCUGCUCAUGACGACAAAGCUCCCUGGAGAACUAGAGAUGGAGGAUGAUACGACCAAAAAGGCGAAAGUGACUAUGGUUUGUUGGGACGUGAGCGACGAAUUUGUUAUAACGGCGGUGAACGAUCACACGCUGAAAGUGUGGAAUGCAAAAUCGGGUGACCUGAUAAAGGUCCUGCGGGGGCACAAAGACGAGGUUUUCGUGCUGGAGUCGCAUCCAAUAGAUCCUCGAAUGAUUCUCAGUGCUGGCCACGACGGGCAACUUAUUAUUUGGGACGUAUUGAAUACAGAACCGUUGGUGUGCUUUCAAAAUUUUGUCGAGGGCCAAGGAAAUUGCGCUGUUUUCGAUGCGAAAUGGUCGCCCGAUGGUACGAGGCUCGCCGCGACCGAUUCCAACGGGCAUCUCUUGAUGUACGGAUUUGGAUGUGGAGUCGAGAAACUGAAAAUCGUACCGAAAGAAUUAUUCUUCCACACGGACUACCGUCCCUUGAUAAGAGACGGAAAUAACUACGUUCUCGACGAGCAGACACAAACGGCGCCACAUUUAAUGCCGCCACCAUUUUUGGUUGAUGUAGAUGGAAAUCCCUAUCCGCCGGCGUUGCAAAGAUUGGUGCCGGGUAGAGAAAAUUGUAGAGGCGAACAAUUGGUACCAAAUAUCGCGGUUGGUGCAGGCGGCAUGCAAGAGGUUAUAGAAGGUCUUCCAGAACAAGAACCGAGAUCGAACAUUGAUCGAUUGAUCGAGGCUCUAGCUCAGAGGCAAAAUAUCAAUGCGGAUGGAGAAGCGGUCGCUGCCGGUGCCGGCGAUGACAGGGAGAACAACGUCGCGGAGCAACCGAUCCGUCAAAUAGCGAGUCCCCGCGGUAGCAGAGCCGGUUUGAGGAGAGAGGGCAACGUUGAAGGUGUUCGGCAAAGUAGCGGUAACUGGCAAAGGGAUAACACCACUCCGUGGAACAAACCCAUGCUCGCGCGUCCUCUGAAUCCGGCUGUGAAAGAGACUCAGCAUAAAACAAUUCUAGCAAUGGCCGAUGCGGAGUUGGACAACUGGCGUCGGGAGAUGCGACGGCGACCACAGCCUACCUCGAGCACUGCCACUAAUCAAGGCAAUAUAGGAAAUAAACUCGUAAACCGCAAGCGUAAUAGAACUACUAGGCACGGUUAUAGAACUAGGGCAACGCGCGAAGAACAAGAGGACGAAUACGAGAAUCUCGAUAAUGCUGCGUCGUCAGCGAGUUCAGUCAGUAGCAAUAGCAAUGAUUCCACCGCUCACGAGGAGGAUAUGUGCUCCGAUAGCACCACGGACUCCAGCACCGAGUAUUCCGAUUGGAUCGCGGAUCACGGGUUGAGUUUGGAGCCGCCGAAGCGCAGUAAACGGAAACCCGUGAAAAAGCGGUCCGUCACGCCGCCGAGUGAGACGGACAGAAGACGCAGCAGGCGUCCUAAGAAAAAACAGGGAGUACAAAUAGCUAAUGGUAUUCGUGAAGUUCCUGAAAUUUAUCGACCUUCGGAAUGGCUCACCGAAGCAAUACCGAGGAAAGCCCCUUAUUACCCACAGAUGGGCGACGAAAUAGUAUAUUUCCGACAAGGUCAUAAAUUCUAUUUAGAUGCAAUUAGGAAUAAAAAGGUUUAUGAGCUUAGUCCGCGGUGCGAGCCAUGGACCAAGAUAAAUAUUAGAGCGCAAGAAUUUGUGAAAGUAGUGGGUAUUAAAUAUGAAAUACGACCGCCUCGUUUGUGCUGUUUGAAAUUAGCAUUGAUGGAUGCGGACGGUCGACUCACUGGACAGAAUUUCACCAUCAAAUACCACGAUAUGGCCGAUGUGUUAGAUUUCUUGGUCUUGCGCCAAACCUUCGACACGGCGUUGGCACGAAAUUGGUCUGAGGGAGAUAAAUUUCGUUGUAUGAUCGACGAUGGAUGGUGGAUGGGACAGAUUGUCGGAAUGGAGCCAUUGGACGAAGAGUUUCUGGACUCGUUGUUCAUGUGCUUGCGCGUUAGAUGGGACAAUGGGGAAUUUGAACGAAUGAGCCCUUGGGAUCUCGAACCUGUCGACGAAGACAGAGUCCCGUUGGAACUUGGCGGCGCAGUUCCCGUCUUACCGGAGGAGAGACAGGCGAUUCUGUAUCAGCCACAUGCGGAGGAGUGGCCGAUGGGUGACAGAGAAGCGACCUGUCGCCGAAUCAUACGGGGCCUGGAUCAAGUGAUGAGCCUCGCGAUCGCAGAGCCAUUUGUGGUGCCGGUUGAUCUCAGUCUUUAUCCAACUUACGCCUACAUCGUGGAGUAUCCGAUCGAUUUGUCGACCAUAAAGGCUCGCUUCGAAAAUCAUUUCUACAGAAGAAUCACGUCGGCGCAAUUCGACGUCAGAUACUUGGCAACGAAUGCCGAACAGUUCAACGAGCCGCACAGUCACAUAGUGAAAAAGGCGAGAAUAGUCACUGACCUGUGUCUACGUAUAAUAAAGGAAACCACCGAUGUAGAUGUCCCGGCAGUAUAUCAUCAGUUGAACGAUACGUACCACUCUUCCGAAUCGGAGAUGGACGUAGAGGACAGACCUUCGACGAGUAAACCGAGUUCCACUAGAAAUUUACGUUCGCAAGACAUUUCGCAAGACUGGAAACUGUCGUGUCGCCACCUGCUCGAGUGCCUGUGGCAGUGCGAGGACUCGAUACCUUUCAGGGAACCGGUGGACAGAUUGGAGCAUCCGGAAUAUCAUCAAAUAAUAGACACACCGAUGGACUUGCGCACCGUCAAGGAGGAUUUAGUGGGCGGUAAUUACGAUACGCCAAUAGAAUUUGUCAAGGAUAUGAAGUUGAUUUUUACAAACAGUAGGAAUUUCAAUACCAACAAACGUUCGAGGAUAUACUCGAUGACAAUAAGACUGUCUGCUAUGUUCGAGGAGCAUAUGGAUAGGAUACUUUCAAAUUGGAAAUCGUCGCGCAGGCGUAACGUUAACAGCCGGGCAACGAAGACGAGAAGCAAGAGGACUCGAAAGAAGAAACCUAAUUUAAGUAACGGCACAGGACCUUCCAAAUCAAAACAUGCUCCUAGCGACGACGACGACGAUGACGAGGACAAUGCGGACAGUGAGGACGACGACGAUGAGGAGUCGGGUAAAGAGCAGAAAAAGAACAGUUUUGACAUAUGUUUACCUGGCCCGUCUCGAAUGACAAACGGUCACACGAAACGGUCUAAUUCCGGCCCGUCCCGGCCAACGUUGAAGCUGCGAAUCUGCCGGUCGACCGUAGCGAAGAAGCCGAAGGACAGUGAUAGUGACGCUAGUGAGUCCGAGGCAACGUCGGACAGUGAUAGCAGUGACAGUGCCCCUGUCCGAAGAACUAGAGCGAGGACAGCGAUGCCCAGUGUUAGUGCCGAUAGCGAUUCCGGGGACGAUUACACGCCCGGCGGUCGCGGCAAACAGGUUCGCAAGAAUCGCGGUAGGAAUAUUAAGAACGGUAAGCAGUCCAAACCUAAAGUGAAAUCGAACGUUAUCGCGGACGACGAGGACGACGACGACGAUGAGUACGUUGCGGAGAACAAGGCGAACGAGGACAACGAAGAGGACGAGGAGGAAUUCCUCGCGCCAGACUCUACGGAGGAGGAGAGCGAAGAAGAGAAGAUCAUCAAAAGGGACACUAGAUCGCGAAAGUUAGUAACCGUGGGCGGGCAGAAUCAAAAGUACGCCGCUAACAACGGGAAGAACGGUAACAGCGACAGCGAGAGCGAGGAAGAGGAAGAGGAAGAGCAGGAGCAGGAGGAGGCGGAGGCGGAGGCGGGUGAGGAGGAGGAGGAAGGAGAUGUAGAAGAGCCGCAACAGUUACAGCACAAGGCCAAUAAUCAAGACUCUGAGGACAGUGAUUAUUCCUACAAAAGAUCCUUCAGAUCGUCGCGCUCGAGUCGCCGGACGCAGCGCGAUUCCGUGGACUUGGAGGACACGAGGCAGCACAGUAGCACCAGGCGAUCCUCGACCCGCAAACGGCCCUGCUACAACGAGGACAGCGACGACGAGGACGUGGACGUGGACGAACACGAACACACCGUGACGCCGGUGAGAAACCGGCGCAAGAUUAAGCGUCGCUCGUACGCCGAGGAUAGCGACGAGAGCAUGCCGGAGCCCGGCAUCAGCAUAAGUAGCCGAGGUCGCAUACGUAAAAUGACACCGCGUGCCCGCGCUUAUCUCCUAGAGUCGCCCUAACGGCAUCUCUCUAGGUAAAACGUCGAAGGGUCUUGGUGAGAAUUCCGAGGAGUGUGGUAUCGUGCUGAUUGCAUCGAAAACUCGAAUCAUAGAACUGUCCAGAGAUGAACAGAAUUUUCGGUCGAUCGGUCUUCUCGUUCUCUCGGCGUUCGCUUCGUCGUCGUUAUUUUCCCCCUCACGAUACCAAUGUGAAUCUCCGACAGACACGCCGCGAUAUGGUCUUCGGAGAUGACGCAGUAAAAACUGAAAUGAGAUUUCAUUUCAAAGGUUUUUUCUUCAACUACGCUCGAAUAAAAAAAAAUACCAUUUAUUUGUAUAAAAGAUUGAGAUUGUAGAGUGAGUUGUAUCGGGCGCUCCUGCUAAGUACUUCUAUUUUUAUGAAGCGACUUGUUCUGUAAAGAAAAAUGUCAUAUUUCCCUUUUACAUUGACCUGUACUGACGAUCUGAACAAUACAUUGGCUCAAAGGUACAAACAGAAACAGUGUGAGCGGGCACGCGAUAUUUUCCGUUUUUUUUAUAAGUCACUCGGUAUGAUUUUAUUUGCGCGUUCAACCGAAUUUAAUAACGAUAGGCAACUUUGUAUAAAGUUUCACGUAUUCUAAAGAAAAUUAUAUCGAAAAUUCUAUAUAAUCGUGUUGUUGUACAGGUACAAUGAUUAUAUUGUUAACCAUCUUGAAAGUGUAGAAACAAAAACGCGUCUUUCGAAAAGAUGUGAGUCUACGUUUAUAUCAAUUGCUUCCAUUGAUUUCAAUAGCUUAGUUGACAAAUGAAAUUUUCAUGCUAUGAUUAUAAAAAAAAAAAGGAGAAGUGUUAUUUUAUAAAACAGUUUUCAGUCUCAUUGAAGCAACAAAAGUUGAAUAAUGCACUCGUAAAAUUUAUCAAGUUAUCGUUUUAAAAUAAGGUCUUCGCAUUGUCAUCGUAAUGGUUAUUAAUUGAGAGUUUAUGUGCUCGUGUUGAGACUCUUGUUUGAUUCAUUGCAGUCAUAUUAAAUUAGAAAACCCCUUUCGAUUCGUGGGUAAAUUGACAAACGGCUAUAAAUCUUAUAGCCAUAAAACCGCUAUUUUUAUAUUAUAAUUUAUAUAAUUUAUAUUUUAUAAUUAUAAUACAUAUUUUUUAUAAUUAUAAUAUAAUAGAGUUAUAUAAUUAUUUGUUACAAAGUUCGUUUUCACUGGAAAGACAGAUUUGAAAAAAAAGAAACAACACUCAUUUUAACACGCAACGUUUCAUAUGAUUUCUCUUGAUGUCGCAAUUCAAUAGAACUGCAAUGAAACAAUCAAGAGCCUUUGUGUAAUUUUUUAAAUAUGUUCCACUGUAAGAGAACAUGAAUCAGUAUUUAUUUUAUCUACGAAACCUUUUCGAGAAGACACGCAAGUCGUAAUGUAAUUACCUGUGAAUUUUCGCAUUGCCCCGAAAGAAAGAUAGAUCUAUACAGUUCGUUACACACAUAACACACACACACACACACACACAUAUAUAUAUAUAUACAUAUACAUACACAAUGGUUACCUCUUUAGACAGCGGACUUGUAAUUUUAUUUUUAAGUUAUAUUAAAUGUAACAUGUGCGAUAACGACAACGGUUUGUUGUUAGCAUACGAAGAGAACUGACUCUAAUUUUUUUUUUAAUGUGAUGAACAAUAUUUGGGAGUACAACAAGGUAUCUUUAUUUUCUUCUCUUCUUUUUCCUUUUCUUCCUCCUUUUCUCUCUUGCGGAUUCUGCCUUUUCGCUUCUCACGAGUUUACUUAAGUUUACCGCACGUCACAUGUAGAAACGUGAGUCCGCGUGCGUGUAAAUAUAUCUUAUCCAUUUCAAAUAUAAUUCUAAUUUCUUCUUGACGUUGCAUAAGAUAAAUUAUCUAUACGGUCUGUAGUUCGCGCGUGAGAUAACGAUUUUUUACAUAGGAUUUGUACAUCUGUUACGGAUUUAAGGAAAUCACGCAAUUUUAGAAUUUUUCACGAAGGCAGAUAGAGACGUUUUCCAGAUUUAUAUAACGCGAAUUCGAACGGAUUAUGCAUUAUAGUUGUAUGAUCGGAAGACAGUUGUGAUGCCAGCAGCUAAACAUCGUUUAUCAGGACACAUGCACAAACAUCAGAAGUCUUGACUGUCUCGAGCCAUUGUGAUAUUAGUUUAAGAAUAUCAAAUAUAUGAUAAUGUAAAUUAUCAAUAAUUAGAAUUGUAACGGAUAUUUUUUUAAUGACUUACAUAAGGCAGUCAUAUCACAUGUAGAUUCGAUAAUGCAUCUAGCCUUAUUAAUAUUAAUUUAACGACGUUAACUUUGGUAUCAUUCUAAUCAUCAUUAAUCAUACAAUAACGAAUAUACGUCACGUGGUGAACAUCCAGGAAUAAUAUCAUUUCAUGUACAUAUAUAUACUCCGUCAAAGACACGUAUGCUGGAACAGUUUAAUACGGAACAGUUAUGUUUUAUGUACAGUUUGACACUUAUUCUGUUGUGAAAUCAACAUGCUCUGUUAUAUACAAUAUGGUUCUCUGAAACCCACCGCCACCAAUAAAAAGAUUAAAUUAUUUUAUACA